Molecule: messenger RNA, 1335 nt
Organism: Myxozyma melibiosi
Lineage: Eukaryota; Fungi; Ascomycota; Lipomycetes; Lipomycetales; Lipomycetaceae
Exons: 3
Coding region: 217-1239 (340 amino acids)
Source: RefSeq, a predicted model, not a curated record
UAAAAGAACCAGGGCAAUUGAAGAGAGUGAGAGUGAAGAGAUCGGGAAAGGCUGCCCGACAGCCCGGGUUGGCUCGACAACCGCAAAUCCUCUCACCGAUCACAGCCUCCGUCCUCGUCCUCGUCUUCAAUUUAUUUAUAAAAAGCCCCCGUCCGCCUCCUCCUCCUCCUCCUCCUCCUCUCUCUCAUCAACAUCCUCCUCUUCCCUCUCUCCAUCAUGUACACCAGAUCUGUGCUCCUCGCGGCCUCGGCCUCCCUCGCGGCCCUCGCUGCUGCUGACUCCUGCCUGCCCACCUCCGCCUUCUCCCUCACCACCUCCGAGGGCGGUCUCUCGCAGAUCUACGACGGCCAGGUCCGCACCGGCCUCUCCCUCGGCCAGAUCUACGACGGCCAGGUCAGAACCGGCAACGACACCUCCUGCCUCACCCUCGUCGCCUCCUCCAACGGCACCCUCUCCGACAUCACUGGCAGACCAUGCUACGUCACUCCCUACCACCAGUUCGAGUGCACUGCCGCUCUCCAGGACAACGCUACCCCCUACGGCUUCUGCGUCGAGAGCGGUCUCCUCACCUACGAGGGCAACUCCACCUUCUACGCCUGCGACACCGGUGUCGAUGACCAGGCUAACAUCUACGUCGAGGAGAUCUCCGCCCCGGCUUGCACUGCCAUCAACCUCAUUGUCGGUUCCGAGAACUGCGGAACCUGCACCGCCUCCACCGUCGUCUCUACCGUCGUCUCCACUGUCGCUGCUACCGUCACCGAGACCACUGCCGAGACCGUCACUGUCUCCGGUGCUGGUGAGACUGUUACCGUUACUGGUGCUGGCGAGACCGUCACUGUCGCCGAGACUGAGACUUCUGAGGUUACCGUCACUGCCGUUGGCUCGACCGUCGUCACUCCCUCGACUGUCUACGCUACCGUGACUGCCACUGCCACUGCUACCGUGACCAAGACCGAGUACGACACUGCCAUCACCACUGCGAUUGCUGCCACCACUGUCGUCGAGGAGUCGACUGUCGUUGCCCCUACUACUGUUGUUGAGGAGUCGACUGUUGUUGCCCCCACUACCGUCGUUGAGGAGUCGACUGUUGUUGCCCCUACUACUGUUGUUGAGGAGUCGACUGUUGUUGCCCCCACUACCCUCCGACCACCAUCGUCGAGGAGUCCACCGUCGUUGCCCCUACCACAAUCGUCGAGAAGUCGACUGUUGUUGCUCCUACCACUGCCACCGCGGUUGUGACCACCACCAGCACUCCUACCACCCUUUCGUCGUCGACCACUUCUGAGGUCUCGUCGAGCGCUUCGUCUGUUUGCACUCCUUCGACUUCGAUCUACC